Molecule: messenger RNA, 1039 nt
Organism: Chrysoperla carnea
Lineage: Eukaryota; Metazoa; Arthropoda; Insecta; Neuroptera; Chrysopidae
Exons: 5
Coding region: 16-1038 (340 amino acids)
Molecular function (GO): hydrolase activity, hydrolyzing N-glycosyl compounds
Source: RefSeq, a predicted model, not a curated record
CAUAAUUAUAUUAUUAUGACAUCGCACAUCAAAUUAGAUGGCGAAAAUGCACAUUUCGAUCCGUUAAAAUAUGUACGAAAUUUAAAGCAUACAAAAAUAAUAAUUGAUACGGAUUCUGGGGCAGAUGAUGCGAUUGCAAUUUUAACAUCAAUACAAUAUCUAAAAAAAGAGUUAAAUGAUGCCAAAAUUAUUGGAAUUACUUGUGUUCAUGGCAACACCGAUUUGGAUAAUGUUAAAAUAAAUGUUUUAAAAACUUUAAAAGUUGCAAAGAGUUUGGAGAUUCCAGUUUAUGCCGGAGCAAACACAACGAUUUUAGACACACCUACACAUGGUGCAUAUUAUUAUGGGCAUGAUGGUUUAGGGGAUUUUGAAUUUGCCGAUCCACCAGACGUUGGUUUAAUAAAAUCUGAACAUGCUGUAACUGCUUUAACACGAUUGGUUCGUGAGAAUCCAGGUGAGAUUACAAUAAUUGCACUUGGACCGUUGACAAAUAUUGCAUUAGCUAUACGAAUGGAUCCAGCCUUUAGGAAAAAUAUAAAACAUUUGAUUAUAUUAGGAGGUAGUGUAAGUGGCUAUGGAAACGUUUUACCCGGGAUAGAAUUUAAUUUCUUAACGGAUCCAAUUGCAAAUCAUAUUGUAUUUAGUUCAACGAAUAGUGAAGAAAUUUUCCCAUUAAUCAUAAUGCCAUGGGACACAAUGGUUCUUCAUGGUUUUAUGGAUAAGGAUUGGCGUCUAAAUGUGUUGGGAAAAAUUAACAAUGAUCUGAUUGAUUUUAUAAACAAAGUAGAAGGUGUUUCAUUACCCAAGAAACCAUAUUGGGUAUCAUCUGAUACAUGGUUAGCAACAACCGCAUUAAAUCCAAAGAUUGCAACAGCUGCUGAACAUUAUUAUAUCGCUCCAGUGAUCGAAGGAGAAUUUCGUGGUGGUUUAAUUCCAGAUAAACUUGAUGUAUUAAAACGAUAUAAGAAUACAAUUGUUAUAACGCAAGUAGAUCAAAAAAUUUACAAGGAACAUUUAUUAAAAUGUUUACAAGAUUAAA